Molecule: messenger RNA, 1701 nt
Organism: Exophiala viscosa
Lineage: Eukaryota; Fungi; Ascomycota; Eurotiomycetes; Chaetothyriales; Herpotrichiellaceae
Product: alcohol acetyltransferase
Exons: 2
Coding region: 262-1590 (442 amino acids)
Molecular function (GO): N-acetyltransferase activity
Source: RefSeq, a predicted model, not a curated record
UCGAGGCGAUCACGAAUCAGAGCCUUACCAUUCCCAAGACACCUUGGUGCUUUGCAUUCAGCAUUCAUCAUUCACAUCGUCCUUGCACAAAAGUCCUGACGACUUUUGACGAGGCUGAAUGUAAAAGGGCGUAAAAGUGUGGGUCAGUGACGUCCAAACCGGCCAUAUCCGUUGGUCUUAAGUACAUUCACAUCCUCAUAAUGUCGCAUCCUUGUACCUGGCAUUCCCUAGGUAUCUUUUAAGCGUCGGUCAGCAGCAGCCAUGUCCAAAGAGAAGCCUGAUCUGCCUUUGCUACGGCCUAUGGGCGUGCUGGAGAGGUACAUGGUCGCACGAAGUCAAUUAGGUGUCUACCAGAAAGUUGCGGUAACGGCACGAUAUCAAUGUCACGACACAAAAGCCCUCAAAUCGAGGUUAUACGCCGCUCUGGCGGUCGUCGUGUCACGGCAUCCUGUUCUCUCGGCUGCAGCCGUCGACGUUGAUUCAAAGAUUCCAUGUUUUGCGAGGCUGCCGUACAUUGACCUCGACCAGGUUGUGUCAUUCAAUGAAAUCGAGACAGUUGACGACGUGGAUGGUAAAUUCCCUACUCUUGACCGGUUCUUGGAACAGGAGCAUACGCGGCAAUGGGAUUUUGGACCGGCGUUGCCGUUGUGGCGGGUCCACGUCUUUCAACAGUUGGGUGAUACUUCACGGUUCAUUCUCUGCUAUUUCUUCCAUCAUGCGCUCGGUGACACGAAGAGCGCGUUGGUCUUUCACGAGGCUGUUGAGGCCGCGUUGAAUGCUGGAUCAGACGCUGAGACGGCAUCGAGGAUACCCACGCCGACGGACUUACCGCUUCUUCCGCCGCUGGAUGACAUCCCCAGGGCAUCUGCGUCCGCCAGCCAAGCUGGUGCCCGAGAGAAUAUGUCCGGCGUAUGGACAGGCGCAGUCCAGUCACUCCCCAUCCAGACCAGACUCCGAUCGCUCUGGCUGUCAACCGAACAAUCGAGACGGUUGGCACAGCAGUGCAAAAAGAACGGUGUAUCUGUCACAGCGGCGCUGCAAACUAUGCUCGCUGCAGCGAUCUUCCAGCAGAUACCGGAAGGAUAUACGACUCUGAAAACGAGCUGUCCUGUUUCGUUACGAGCAUGGCUACCGAGUCCAGUCAGUGCGGAAUCAAUAGGUGUCUUCGUGGACACCUUUCCUGAGAAGUACCAUCGAGGCCCAUUCAGCUGGGAAGAGGCGAAGAGGGCAAAGCAAACAAUUGACAAAGUCAUGCACAAUCGGUGCGGGCAUGGCCUGAUAGAGAACCUGGCGCGUAUUCAGGACGUCAAGGCCGAAGUGGAUGAAAACAUGGGCCAACCCAGAAGGGCUUCAUUGGAGAUGUCGAAUGUGGGGAAGUUGGGACCACUACAGCCGGGGCAGGGCUAUCAGAUCGAGAGUCUCUUGUUCAGUCAGAGUGCCGGGGCCAUGAGCGCAGCUCUCAAGGUCAGCAUCGUGACAGGCAGGGACGGUCGACUUUCCCUUGCUUUCACGUGGCAGGAGGGCGUAAUUGAGGAUGGCUUCGGCGAAAAGGUGAUUGAGGAGUUCGAGAAGAUUUUGAAUGAGAUAUGAAAAAUGAUCGAUUCUCAACUAUUGUACAUAACAAAAGGUUUUGUGUGCAAGUGCUGUGUAGAAUACCUACCGAUGUACGGAGUACAUCUAGGCCAUCACGCAGUUUGGCCG